AUGUUUAAUUGUUUUCUAUCCAAUAUAGCCACCUUAUCUAUGGCAACAUCCGGUUCUCACAUAGGCUGGACAUCACCGACGCUACCGAUACUGAAGUCUCCUGAUUCUCGUGUACCAUUAACCUCCGAUGACGCUUCAUGGAUUGCUUCGUUUGCUCUCCUGGGUUCGAUACCUGGGACCAUUUUUGCGGCUUUCAUAGUAGAUUGGCUCGGACGUAAAAUCUGUCUCUUGAUAGCAGGAAUACCGCUUACUGUCAGUUGGAUUUUGAUCAUCAUAGCCUGGAAUCCUUACAUUCUGUAUGUCUCGAGGUUCGUUAGCGGAUUUGGCAUCGGCGUGGCGUACGUUGUGUGUCCUAUGUACAUUGGCGAGAUUGCUGACAAGGAAAUCAGAGGAUCUUUGGGCUCUUUCAUUAAACUAAUGGUAACAUUUGGCGAAUUAUACGCCCACGCAAUUGGUCCUUUCGUCUCGUACGAGUGCCUGGCUUACAGUUGCGCUGUAAUACCAAUAUUCUUCUUCCUAUCAUUUAUCUGGAUGCCUGAAUCUCCUUAUUAUUUGUUAAUGAAGAAUCGCGAUGAUAAAGCAAUGAAAAGUUUAAGGCUACUCAAGAGGUACGCGACAGAAGACCAGUUGGAUGAAGAUAUGGAACAAAUACAGAAGACCGUGAUCCGUGAUCUUACUGAUAAAGGGCACUUCUGGGAUCUUUUUAAUACUCCUGGCAAUCGAAAAGCUGUAUUGAUUAGUUUUGGCCUUCAGGUGGUACUUCAAUUUAGUGGGAUAGCUGCGAUAGAAUCGUACACUCAAGAAAUCCUCGAGGAAGCUGAUACAGAUUUGCAUGCUGGAACAGCGGUGAUCAUUUUAAGCGUUCUGCAGCUUAUUGCUGGAGUUGGAGCUGCAGCAUUGGUAGACCAACUCGGAAGGAGACCGUUACUUCUAGUCACAACAUUUCUUGGUGGAUUGUCCUUGGCUGUAACUGCAAUAUUUUACUUGCUCAAGUUCCGAAUAUUAGUAAACAUGGCUGACGUCGGCUGGAUUCUUCAUGCCUCUGUGAUAUUUUACGAAUUGAUUAUUGCGUUAGGUUUAAAUCCAUUGCCUUAUAUGAUGCUUGGUGAACUUUUCCCAACAAAUGUGAAAGGGACUGCCGUGUCCUUAGCAAAUUUAUGGGGUUCGUUAUUGGCAUUUAUUGUUUCUAAAAUGUACCAAGUAAUCUCUGAUUCUUAUGGGGUUUAUACAUCCUUCGGUUUGUUUGCGAUUAGUUGUUUCAUUGGAAUCAUCUUUAUCGUUCUUAUGGUACCAGAAACGAAAGGGAAAUCGUUGUUGGAAAUACAAGAGGAACUAAAUUGUAAGAAGAGAAAACAGAAAAAAGGUGUAAUGAAAAUGCAAGAAGUCCGUGUAAGUACUUUGACUUAG
Dufourea novaeangliae is the source of this 1407-nucleotide messenger RNA. Its product is annotated as monosaccharide-sensing protein 2-like. Gene Ontology annotation, molecular function: sugar transmembrane transporter activity. The record is from RefSeq and is a predicted model, not a curated record. The transcript has a single exon. Gene Ontology annotation, cellular component: membrane. The coding region runs from base 1 to 1407 and encodes 468 amino acids. NCBI's taxonomy places the organism in Eukaryota, Metazoa, Arthropoda, Insecta, Hymenoptera, Halictidae. Gene Ontology annotation, biological process: carbohydrate transport; transmembrane transport.